AUGAUGGUUUUCAAGUGGGUACCGCUCCCCGAGGAUCAUGCUAAGAAAAGCGCCUUCUGUCGUCCCCAACCAAACCCCCUUUCAUCAAGCAGUGGUAGUAUUUUGCCCAACUCGACGAAGCCGCCUGAACUACGGACAGAGGCUCCUCUACCACCCUUCGCGACCCCCACCGUCACCUCCGAUGUGGUGCGCAAAGACGCCGCAGUCUCUGAAAGCAAAGAGCCAAUGGAUACCUCCGAGGACAAAGGUUUGGGACUCUUUAAUUAA
This is a messenger RNA of Dibothriocephalus latus, 267 nucleotides long. Lineage: Eukaryota; Metazoa; Platyhelminthes; Cestoda; Diphyllobothriidea; Diphyllobothriidae. The record is from the annotation of a GenBank genome assembly.